Messenger RNA from Guyanagaster necrorhizus, 2652 nucleotides. RefSeq lists its product as uncharacterized. Bases 1 to 2511 code for a protein of 836 amino acids. The transcript is spliced from 8 exons. NCBI's taxonomy places the organism in Eukaryota, Fungi, Basidiomycota, Agaricomycetes, Agaricales, Physalacriaceae. The record is from RefSeq and is a predicted model, not a curated record.
AUGGCCCACGACGUGACCUCGCCGGAGAACACCAUUGCCGUCGCCUUCGUCGUCGAUGCAUCCCUCUCGCUCGCCGCUCAAUGGCACCUCGUCAUCGGCCAAUACGUCGCCCCAAUGCUUAAACGUCUCAGCGAGUCCAAUCCCGGUUUCAGAUUCCGCAUGGCUUUUGUCUCCUACGGUACUGCUGAUACCCGGCCUACACCAUUACUAUGUAAAAGAUUCUUUGCCGACUUUCAGCCUGUGACCAAGCUCAUCAAGGAGGAGCCAUCGAAGCUGGGUAUCGGUCUGUCUUCUUUAGGAACCCACGGAAUGUCGGCCUUAGAGGGCUUUGUUGCGGCGGUAGAGAUGUUUGAUACCCUGCAGAGUUGCUAUAUCCCACCUGAUCCAAAUCGUCCUCCACUCUACCACAUAUUCCACAUUGCAUCUUCUCCGCCGGACGAUCUUGAAUUUCCUCUGUACAACCAGCUGCCGGAGCUCGACUGCAUUACUUGGGAUACUCUGCCUUCUGAGCUCCAGAAGAGAAAUAUCCACCUAAGCAUUAUCGCCCUGGACUCAUCACUUCCCAAGUUCUCGGAGCUGCAGUCUUCGGCCGCUGCUGGUCAGAAGGUGCUGCCUUGGUUUCCAGUGCAUUCCCAGCAUGCACUCUGCCUUUCUGGUUUCCCCGUGUAUCAGGCUGCGCUACCCAAAACGACCCCCCAAAAGCGCGCUCAUGAAGUCAUCUCUGUCGACGACAAGAUGGAUGUGAAACGCGUGCGACUUUCCCAGCCCAAUGAAAAAUCGACGCCUACUCCCACUCCCUCUGUUGCGCCAACUCGUCCACUCCCCUCUCAGCCUGUUGCGAAUAACCCCAUUCAUCACCCGCCUCAAAAUACACCGCCUCAGAUACCGAUGCCGAGUCCCCAGCAAUUAUUUGAACGCUUCCGACAGGAAGACGCCAAAAUGCGUGAGCUAAACAAAGCGAUGGUAGAUGCUCGUGGUCGGGGGGAAAUUGCGCGCGCCGAGAUCAUUCAUCAGGAGAUAACCAAGAGAAUGCCUCAGCACCAGAAACUUCGUCAGGUCGUCUUCGCUGUGAUGAGAACUCCCCAAAUGGCUGCGAUGAGACAGCAACUAAUGCAGGGGCAGCUAGCCAAUCAGGGAAACUCGGCGAAUGCGAUCGCAAAUCCGGCCACCGAGACCCUAAAAGUUCCACAAGGCUCAUCACCCGCGCAAGGGUCCACAGCCGCGUUUCCUCCCAACGACGGAGCAAAUCCUCCGACAAACAAUUUCGUGCCACCGCAAGGAAUGCACAUUCGAUCUGUCUCGAAUCCCGGCGAGAUCAGUCAAGCUCUUAACGCAGCUAGAAUGCAAAUGCCGCCUGGCACAGCUGCACAAAUGCGAAUGGUCAUUGAGCAACAAAAUCGGACGGGACAACCUCCAUCGCAACAUCUGGGAGCGGGUCCGUCGAAGAGUUCUCCCAAUAUGAUGGUGAACGUGCCUUCUGGUUCAAUUACUUCGACGCCACCGAUGAAUAUGAUGGCGGCGGGGGACCAUCCACCGAGUAAUGCUACACAACCACCCCAGCCACAACCAAAACAAUCUUUCAAAACCCCGGUGUGGCAGGGGACGCUUCGCUGGAGCGGUGUUGAUGCAAACGGGAAGCGGGAGAUGCAGGUACAUGUUGUGGCGUUCGCUCAGAAUCCCGCUGACUGUCAUGCCAAUACUUGGCCGGCAUCAUUUAUGCUUACGCCCACGGUCCAUUCUUCUGUAUCGACGCAGGAUUUGCAGGUGUGGGUCAAGAAGACACAACCUGUGUUGUGUACCUUUGCGGCUCAGCCCCGUAUUGCGGAUCCCAAGACGAACGAGCUUCAGUACAGAUCUUUGAUUGCGCUUCUUCUAAGUAAGAAAGUGUAUGCUGUCGCUGCGUGGACGCGACCCUCAGGCAUCCAAGAUACCAAUGCCCUGUUGUUCCCCAUAAAUGCUCAAGGACUUGUAGGCGCCUUUUUCCCUCUCAACGGCAUGCCCGAGCUGCCAAAGCCUACGAACCCAGGGCCGCUCAACUUUCCGAUGGCACCUCACAUGAUGGCUACCCUAGCCAAGAUGCCUCCGGAGCAGCGGAAUGCGGUCAUGACCCAAUUUGCUAUGGCCCAGCGGGUCCGUGCUGCCCAAGCCCAAGCCCAAGCCCAAGCCCAAGCCCAAGCAGCGGCUAGCAAUAAUGUUGCAUCUUCGUCUGGGCCAUCUGGGUUUACAUCCCAACAGCCUCCACAGACGAUUCAGCAGCAGUUCCAGCAACAUCAACAACAGCUACAGCAGAAGCAGCAGCAGCAAGCAUCGCAACAACAGUCGUUUAGUGGCGGCCAGCCGUAUACUGGUGCUGGGGUGGUUCCUCAGGCAAAUAACAUGAUGAACUUUAAUGCACAGCAGACACAGAUGUCUGCGUCGCUCCCGAGACCUGUGCAGCCCAAGGGGGGGUUCAGUCAUGAGAUUUUGCAGUCGUUUAUGCAACGUAGUGCGGAGGGUGGGGGAGGCACGUAGUUUGCUACUCGGUGGGAUCUUGGGAGCACGCAUAUCUUGGUUGUAUCGGUAUCACUAUUGACAUAGAUUGUAUUUUUAUGAUGUACUUCAUACUUAAAUAUUAUCCACUAGUAUUAGUGGGUCACCGGGCCGCAACCGACC